This is a messenger RNA of Gordionus sp. m RMFG-2023, 954 nucleotides long. RefSeq lists its product as uncharacterized. Gene Ontology annotation, cellular component: extracellular region. Gene Ontology annotation, molecular function: chitin binding. The record is from RefSeq and is a predicted model, not a curated record. The coding region runs from base 121 to 831 and encodes 236 amino acids. Lineage: Eukaryota; Metazoa; Nematomorpha; Gordioida; Chordodea; Parachordodidae. The transcript has 5 exons.
GAGAGGAUAAUGGCUGCCAAUAUUUUUAAAUGAGAAAUUAAUACUAGCAAUUAUAUUUAUCGCAGUCAUUUCAUCCAAAAAGAUCGAUUUUCAAAUUAAACAUGGCCUCCAAUAUUUUUGAUGCCAAAAAUUAAAUAUAAAAAACAAGUUUGUCUUUGUAAUAUGCAGAGGAAAUUAACCGCCAGCAUAUUGCAUGGAAUAGGUCUCUACUCUACUUAUUAUACUCAGGAAUUGGGAUAUAAAAUAGAUAAUCUAAAACUAUUUACACGUUAUGAGGAUUUUAAACAAGAGGAUAUUGAUAAACAAUAUGCCCAAAAAUUUUGUACCUCACGUAAAUUUGGAUCAUAUGGUGAUUUUUAUUUUGGAUGUCAACGGUACAUAACUUGUAAAAGUAAUUCUGAUCCUACUGUUAUUGAAUGCCCUCGAAAUACUUUGUUUGACAAUAAAUUUCAAAAAUGUGUUCAAGAACAAAAUGGUAACUGCUAUAAAGUUUGUGAUAAGUUUGAUGACUUUAUUGAAGGUAAAACUAAUACAAGAUGCCAAACAUUUACCAAAUGCUUUGGAGGUAAACAAUAUGAUGGCUCAUGCCCUAAAGAUACAGCAUUCUCUAAUAAUAUAAGAGGCUGUGUGGAUAAAGAAAUAAUAGACACUGUAACAUGCUCAGAUAAAUUAAUAACAGUACCAGCACCUCAAACUCAUUUUGCACCCAAUUCAGGUGAUGACACAAUUGAUAACACAUUUGAUGACAUUGGAGAUCAAAGUGACUCAUCCGAAGCUAAUUUUGAAAAUUUGAUUGAUGAUCCAGAUUUUCAAGAUUUAUCAAAUGAUUAAUAUUAUAUAACUAAUGUGUUUUAAAAUGUUAUCGAAUGUUGCAAUUUUUUAAAAUAUUACCAAAUGACAAUAUUUUUAUAUUAUUGCUUAUUUGCUAUGUAAUUUAAUAAAAAGUCACUUACA